Radiomyces spectabilis is the source of this 1251-nucleotide messenger RNA. Its product is annotated as 3-phosphoglycerate kinase. The record is from RefSeq and is a predicted model, not a curated record. The transcript has 5 exons. The coding region runs from base 1 to 1251 and encodes 416 amino acids. Gene Ontology annotation, biological process: gluconeogenesis; glycolytic process. Gene Ontology annotation, cellular component: cytosol. NCBI's taxonomy places the organism in Eukaryota, Fungi, Mucoromycota, Mucoromycetes, Mucorales, Radiomycetaceae. Gene Ontology annotation, molecular function: phosphoglycerate kinase activity; ATP binding; ADP binding.
AUGUCUUUGUCUAGCAAGCUUUCCAUCAAGGAUUUGGACCUCAAGAACAAGCGCGUUCUUAUUCGUGUCGACUUCAACGUCCCCAUGAAGGAUGGUUCCAUCACCAACAACAACCGUAUUGUCCAGGCCUUGCCUACCGUCAAAUACGCUCUUGAUAACGGUGCCGCCGCUGUUAUCUUGAUGUCCCACUUGGGUCGUCCCAACGGUGAAAAUGUCCCCAAGUACUCUCUUGAGCCCGUGGCCAAGGAAGUCGAGAAGCUCUUGAAGAAGCCUGUCACUUUCCUCAAAGACUGUGUCGGUCCCGAGGUCGAAAAGGCUUGCCAGGGAGCCAAGGAUGGUCAGGUUAUCCUUCUCGAAAACUUGCGUUUCCACAUUGAAGAAGAAGGUAGCGCCAAGGAUGCUAACGGUAACAAGAAGAAGGCCGAUCCCAAGGCCGUCGAAGAAUUCCGCAAGUCUUUGACCAGCCUUGCUGAUGUUUACGUCAACGAUGCUUUUGGUACCGCUCAUCGUGCUCACUCUUCCAUGGUCGGUGUUGAGCUUCCUCAGCGCGCCGCCGGUUUCCUUAUGCAAAAGGAACUCGAAUACUUUGCCAAGGUGCUUGAAAAGCCCGAACGUCCCUUCUUGGCCAUCUUGGGCGGUGCCAAGGUCUCUGAUAAGAUCAAGUUGAUUGAAAACAUGCUUGACAAGGUCAACUCUUUGAUUAUCUGUGGUGGUAUGUCCUUCACCUUCAAGAAGACUUUGGAGAACGUCAAGAUUGGUACUUCUCUGUUCGAUCAAGCCGGUUCUGAAUUGGUUGAAGGUCUCGUCGAAAAGGCCAAGGCCAAGAACGUCAAGCUCAUCUUCCCCGUCGAUUACGUCACCGCCGACAAGUUCAGCCCUGAUGCUAAGACCGGUUAUGCUACUGAUUCUGAGGGUAUUCCCGAUGAUUACAUGGGUUUGGACUGUGGUAAAGAAUCCAACAAGAUCUUCGCUGAGGAAAUCUUGAAGGCCAAGACCAUCCUCUGGAACGGUCCCACUGGUGUCUUUGAAUUCGAAAAGUUCGCCAACGGUACCAAGAGCGCUUUGGAUGCCGUCGUCGAGGCUACCGAGAAGGGCGCCACUUCCAUUAUUGGUGGUGGUGAUACCGCUACGGCCGCUCUCAACUGGGGCAAGGGUGACAAGAUCUCCCAUGUCAGCACCGGUGGUGGUGCCUCGCUUGAACUUCUUGAAGGCAAGGUCCUUCCCGGUGUCGAUGCUCUCUCCACCAAGUAA